ACUUGCACGAGUCAUGCCGUCCGCUGCUGGAAACUGUCGUAAAAUAACAUCACAGCGCUUAUUCUUUUUAUUCCCAUAAAUUCCCUGUCCGUAACAAAAUAAUGUAAAACGUUGGACGCUGUCUCUAAUGAAAGGAGCUUUUGAAAAAUACUUCCGACAUCAAUAAUAAUAAUCUUUUUCCACCAACUUUUACUAUAAAUAGACAGUAUAUUUUCCGAAACAACUUUAAGAUAGAAAAUGAUCUACAAUAAAUCAGGGAACUGUCGAACAGUUUAUUCUUGACGAUCAGACCUUUGCGCAGAUCUACAAGAGUGAGGCAAUUUGUAUCCCCACUAAACCCGGUUAAGGUUUCAGGACUGUUUAGGAUGACUUCAGUGAUCUCUACGGGUGAUAUCAGGAAAUGCAACAGGUGAAAAACUAUUCGUUUUCGCAAUGCGCUGUCGUCGUUCCCGGUGAGUUUGCAACACUCUAACACGCAAACUAGCCAAGGAAGGUGCACUUCUGGAAGACAACUCUGCCUGCAUUUGGGAAGUUCGAGGAAGGGAGAAAUAAUAAUUAUUCUCACGCAACAGAAAACCUACUGCCAUGGACGACAACUUGAGUAACUCCAACGUAAAGGUCGCUGUUCGCCUCCGACCAAUGAACAGAAGAGAAAAGGAUCUGAAGACUAAAUGUGUGGUGGAGAUGAACGGGAACCAGACAGUGUUGAAUCCAGCUAGUCAGAACCUGAGCAAGGGAGACCCCAGGAAUCAGCCUAAGGUCUUUGCUUAUGACUACUGUUUCUGGUCCAUGGAUGAGGCCGACACAGACAAGUUUGCAGGUCAAGAGGUCGUGUUCCAGUGCCUUGGAGAAAGUCUUCUGGACAAUGCCUUCUUGGGCUAUAAUGCCUGUAUCUUCGCUUAUGGACAGACAGGCUCAGGGAAGUCGUACACCAUGAUGGGUUCGUCAGAGCAGCCAGGUCUGAUUCCGCGGCUGUGCAGCUCUCUGUUUGACCGGAUCCUACAGGAACAGAGGGAGGGAGAGAGCUUCACUGUAGAGGUCUCCUUUAUGGAGAUCUACAACGAGAAGGUUCGGGAUCUACUGGAUCCCAAAGGAAGUCGUCAGGCCCUGCGAGUGAGAGAACACAAGGUGUUCGGGCCUUACGUUGAUGGUCUGUCCCGUCUGGCUGUAGCCUGCUAUAAGGACAUAGAGUGUCUGAUGUCAGAGGGUAACAAGUCUCGUACAGUAGCAGCCACGAAUAUGAACGAGGAGAGCAGCAGGUCCCACGCCGUCUUCAACAUCAUCCUCACACACACUCUAAUGGACCUGGGUUCUGGGACGAGUGGUGAGAAGGUCAGUAAGCUGAGUCUGGUGGAUCUGGCCGGCAGUGAGAGAGCUGCUAAGACUGGAGCUACUGGAGAGAGAAUGAAGGAAGGAAGCAACAUCAACAAGUCUCUGAGCACGCUGGGCCUGGUGAUCUCAGCGCUGGCAGACCAAGGAGCAGGGAAGAACAAGACCAAGUUUGUUCCCUACAGAGACUCAGUUCUGACCUGGCUACUCAAGGACAGUCUGGGUGGUAACAGUAGGACUGCCAUGGUGGCCACGGUGAGUCCAGCAGGUGAUAACUACGACGAGACGUUGUCCACGCUGCGCUACGCAGACCGGGCUAAGAGCAUCGUCAACCACGCCGUCGUCAACGAAGACCCCAACGCACGCAUCAUCAGAGAGCUACGGGAGGAGGUGGAGAAACUACGAGACCAGCUCACUGAGGCGGAGUCCAUGAAGGCUCCAGAUCUGAAGGACAGGCUGGAGGAAUCGGAGAAGCUGAUCCAGGAGAUGACUGUUACCUGGGAGCAGAAAUUACGCAAGACUGAGGCAGUCGCUCAGGAGCGUCAGAAACAGUUGGAGUCUCUAGGCAUCUCUCUCCAGUCGUCUGGUAUCAGAGUGGUAGAUGACAAGUGUUUCCUUGUCAACCUCAACGCUGACCCUGCCCUCAACGAACUGCUGGUCUACUACCUAAAGGAGCACACGCGUGUUGGCUCUGCUGACUCUCAGGAUAUCCAGCUGUGUGGUAUGGCCAUCCACCCUGAACACUGUGUCAUCAACAUCACCGCUGAGACUGGAGUGGUGCUCACACCACACCGCACCGCACGUACGUGUGUGAAUGGCUCUUCAGUCACCAACCCAGUCCAGCUUCACCAUGGAGACCGCAUCCUGUGGGGAAACAACCACUUCUUCAGGAUCAACCUGCCCAGACACCUGGCCCAUGCGGGGGGUGAGGAUGAGGAGGGUGGUGUGAUGAAGAGUUUCCUCAGUACUGACCAGUUGGAGGUGGACUUUGAUACGGCCAGUGACGUCUCCAGCGAGGUCAGCUUCGGAUACGAUUUCGCCCAGACAGAGGUCAUGAUGAAAGGCAUGGGCAACAACGACCCCAUGCAGUCUGUCCUCCAGACGUUGGAGCGACAGCACGAGGAGGAGAAGAGGACGGCUCUGGAGCGACAGAGACAGAUGUACGAGCAGGAGCUGCAGCAGCUGAGGAAGAGGCUCCCUCCUGCAGAGAAACACACCCUGCUGCCUGCAGACCUGGAGCCAGCCGGUCCCUCGGCAGCAUCGCUCGCAUCAUCACCCUGCGCCCAGACACGCAUGCGCCGCUGGAGCGAGGACAGAGAGGCCAUGAUGACGCGUAGCCUGCGAAGGCUGAGACAACAGAUCGUCAGAGCUAACCUGCUGGUGCAGGAGGCUGGCUUCAUAGCUGAGGAACUCAACAAGAGGACGGAGUACCUGGUCACACUGCAAAUACCUGCUGCUAACCUCAAUGCCAACAGAAAGCGUGAUGCGGUGCUGAGUGAGCCCGCGGUGCAGGUGAGGCGUAAGGGGAAAGGAAAACAGAUCUGGGCUCUGGAGAAGAUGGAGAACAGACUGGUGGACAUGAGAGAACUGUACCAGGAGUGGAAGGACUAUGACGAAGACAACCCUGUGAUGCGUUCUUACUUCAAGCGUGCCGACCCGUUCUUCGACGAGCAGGAGAACCACAGUCUGAUAGGAGUGGCCAACGUGUUUCUGGCCUGUCUCUUCUACGACGUCAAGCUGCAGUACGCUGUACCCAUCAUCAACCAGAAGGGAGAGGUGGCAGGGCGUCUCCAUGUAGAGGUGUGGCGGGGAAGCGAGGGGCUGGAGGAGACUACUGCAGAUGGAGAGACUCGCAAAAUGGAGUGUGUGGUGAGGAUCCUGCAGGCUACAGGUCUUCCCCGUCACCUGGGUAACUUUGUGUUCUGCCAGUACCACUUCUGGGGGCAGGACGAGCCUGAGUUCAUCGCCCCGGAGAUGGAGCCCUCACCUCCGUCAGCCAUCAGCAAAGAGCCCCUCUGCACCGUGCUGUUUGACAGUAGCAAGGAGAUGGAGGUGUGUGUGUCCGAGGAGUUUGUGGAGUUUGUGGCGGAGGGGGCAGUGGCCAUCGAGGUAUUUGGACAUAAGCAGGUCAACCACCGCAGGAACCUGGCUCUCUGGGAUCUGGGAGUCAUUCAGGCCAAGACACGAACCCUCAGAGAGAGGUGGAGUGAGGUGACUCGUAGAUUAGAGCUGUGGGUUCAGGUGUUGGAGCUGAAUGACGCAGGAGAGUUCACCCCUGUGGAGGUCCUACCACCCAAGGACGUGGGCACUGGGGGCAUCUUCCAGCUCAGACAGGGCCAGUCUCGUCGUGUUCAGGUGGAGGUCCGGUCCGUACAGGACUCGGGCACCAUGCCUCUCAUUGCCACAAAAAUCCUCUCUGUUUCCAUCGGCAACGUGGAGGUUCGACAGGCCCGCCCUUUGGAUGAGGACAUGGACAGCUAUCAGGAAGUUGAUCUGGAGAGGUUGAGGGAACAGUGGCUGACCACCCUCACUACAAGACAAGAGUACCUGGACCAGCACCUGCAGAAGAUGGUCCAAAAGCCCGAUAAGUCAGAGGAUGACGUGGAGAGGGAGGCUCAGCUGUUAGAAUGUCGUCUGACCCUGACAGAGGAACGUAACGCUGUCCUGUUACCUUCGGCUGGUAGCGGGAUCCCUGGAGCCCCCGCUGAGAGAGUUCCUGUUCCUGGGAUGGAGACUCACAUUCCUGUCCUCUUCCUGGACCUUAGUGCUGAUGAUUUCCAGGACAACCUGUCUGCUCCGCUGGCUGGAGGUCUGGACGCCAUGCUGAACCAUGAGGAUGAGGAUGAGUUCUUCGACCUGCACAUCGUCAAACAUUCCGAUGGAGAGGUUGGUGCGGAGGCGGCGUGGGACUCUACGGUACAUGACUGCCCCCAGUUGAGUCGCAGCGCGUCGGCUGACCUCCGAGUGUACCUGACAGUCAUGGUCGUAGUUCAGCUCUCACACCCUGCUAACAUGCAGCUGGUCCUCAGAAAACGCAUCUGUGUCAACCUAGCUGGAAGACAGGGUUGGGGUCAGAGUCUGAUGAAGAAGAUGUCUCAUCGCAGCACCAUUCCUGGCUGUGGAGUCACCUUGGAGAUCGUCUCCAACAUACCUGGGGAUGUCCAGGGUCCAGAGGACAGAGAGAUGCUGGCCAGACUAGCCGCCAGUGUGGAUGUUCAGGAUGUCCAGUCAGGGGACAGUGAGGCUGCCAUAGAGAAGUACCUCCGCAGUGUCCUGGCUGUGGAGAAUAUACUCACCCUGGACCGACUACGACAGGAAGUUGCAGUGAAGGAGCGGUUGUCUGUCAAGACCAAGUCUCCCAGACGUGCUCUCAGCUCUCCUAAUGUGAACCGGCUGUCAGGAUCCUGGAGCAGACAGGACCUGUCCACCAAUCACAGGCUACAUGGCAACAAGGGCUGGUCCGAGAGUCACCAGGACCUGUCAGUUGUUCCUCUCCCGUCCCACUCCAGACGUACCCUCUCUGGCUCCACUCUACCUCUGGCUCAGAACAUCCUCCCUGACACUGGCCUCUCACUGCGUGCUCGUGCUACCUAUUAUUUCUCCCCAGUCAAGGCUCUGGUCCCUCCUGUCCCCAAACUGCUCAAGUCCCUGUUCUCCGCCAGGGAGGAGAAGAGAGACCUGACUCCUGUCCCCCAGCAGCCUGUUCCUCGGAGCCUGCCUUUCAUCAGAGUGCAGUCACCAAGUGUUGAAGAGGACUUGGAUACCACACUUGGUCGUCACUUGGUUCCCAUUGGAGAAAUCAUCCCCCCAGAGAGCCAAACAGAGGCCCCAAAAACCAUGCCCCUCCCACCACCCAUCAUCCCUGAGAUGGAAGAGCCCGCCCCCAGCCCGGUCAGCGAGGCGUCUACCAGCGUCUCCACGGCAACCCAGUCAGAGCCCUACCUGAUUGGUGGGGACGUCACUCCGUCAGCCAAUCUCAGGCCAGAUGGCUUUGAGGCGAUGCACAGGUCAUUCGAGGCAGACAUCGGUCGGUACCUUCAUCAUGACUGUAACAUGGCCGACCAGGAGGAAGAGGAGGAGACUCCUCAGAUACCCCAGGCCACUGCUACUGACCUGGAGGCUUCGGAGACCGAGAGGACUGACACUAGUACACCCCAGACAGACAGGACUGAUACUAGUACACUCCAGACAGACAGGACUGAUACUAGUACAUCCCAGACAGACAGGACUGAUACUAGUACAUCCCAGGCAGACAGGACUGACACUAGCACAUCCCAGUCAGACAGGACUGAUACUAGCACAUCCCAGUCAGACAGGACUGAUACUAGUACAUCCCAGGCAGACGGGACUGACACUAGCACAUCCCAGUUAGACAGGACUGAUACUAGUAUAUCCCAGGCAGACAGGACUGAUACUAGCACAUCCCAGGCAGACAGGACUGAUACUAGUACAUCCCAGUCAGACAGGACUGAUAAUAGUACAUCCCAGUCAGACAAGACUGAUACUAGUACACCCCAGACAGACAGGACUGAUACUAGUAUACCCCAGACAGACAGGACUGACACUAGUACAUCCCAGUCAGACAGGACUGAUACUAGCACACCCCAGGCAGACAGGACUGAUACUAGCACACCCCAGGCAGACAGGACAGACACUAGUACAUCCCAGGCAGACAGGACUGAUACUAGCACACCUCAGGCAGACAGGACUGAUAAACUCAGAGCAGAAUCUCAUCUCCCAUUAGAACCACACGGCACCUCAGGAGAACCUGAACACAGUACUCCAUCAGAGUCACUGACACAGUCCAUGCCAGACAAGUCUACACAAGUCCACUACAGACUACUACCAUCUGUAGUGUCAGAACAAUCAGUCCAGUCAGAGUCACUGACACAGUCCACACCAGAUAAAUCUACACAUGAACUGUCUAUAGUGUCACAUCAGUCUGAAACACCAGUCCACAUAGAAGAACCAGUCCACAUAGAAGAACCAAUGGAGUCCGAGAUACCUCAGGAACAACCAGAGACGGAGGUAAUGUUGUCAUCGUCACGGGGCCAGACAGAACAACAUGUCGGCAAGUCUGUAACGGAUCUUCCAGAAUCAGAACAGUCUGCAUUUGAUCGACCAGAACCACCAGUAGAAUCGGCACCAGGUCUUAAAGAGUCUCCACCACUGGAUCAGUCUCCACCAGCACCAGCCCUGCCACAAGAAUCAGAUCAAGCAGCCACAGAACAGACAGGACUGGGUGAAUCAGCUGGUUCAGAACCAGUACUAGGCCAAACAGGUCAACCAGUAGAAGCAGGUCCAGACCAGUCCCAGCCUCCAUCAGAGCUACCAGAAGAACUAGACCAGCGGGCACCGGCAGCCCAGUCUGAACCUGCACCUACCCCUGUAGAGCCUCCAGUUGACGAGCCUGCACCUAGCCAACAAGUCAAAGCACCAGCCCCAAUCCCAGCACCAACCCAAUCUGUAGCUCCGGGACCUGCCCAUCCAGCUCCGACCUCAACACCAACCCCUGCCCCAGCCCCUACACCUACCCAUCCAGCUCCGACCUCAACACCAACCCCUGCCCCAGCCCCUACACCUGCCCAUCCAGCUCCGACCUCAACACCAACCCCUGCCCCAGCCCCUACACCUACCCAUCCAGCUCCGACCUCAACACCAACCCCUGCCCCAGCCCCUACACCUGCCCAUCCAGCUCCGACCUCAACACCAACCCCUGCCCCAGCCAAAGCCCCUCUUCUAACCCUAAACCCUGUCCCAGCACUAGUCGUCAAAACUCUCACUUCCAGUAGCACAUCAGCCAACGCAUUCAAGAUCCAGAAAGUAAAGACAUCCGACCUGAAGUCCUUCCAACCUAUCCUAGAUGAGGAUGAAGGCCAGGCAGGGGCAGAAAGAGCUGGGGCCAGUAGUCUGGGUGUUGACCUCUCUGUUCCUCUGGAGAGACUGGAGAUCCUCUCCGACUCAGACGAAGGAGUCACAGACGUAACCACAGCCGUGCCUGACUGGCUGAAGGAGGGGGAGUUUGUGACUGUAGGAAGUCAUAAAAGUGGUAUGGUGAGCUACGUGGGACCUACAGACUUUGCAGAGGGAACCUGGGUUGGAGUGGAGUUAGAUUUACCUGCAGGGAAAAACGACGGGUCCGUGGGUGGAAAGCACUACUUCCACUGUAACCCUGGUUACGGUGUGUUGGUGCGUCCUGAUAGGGUGAGCCGUGGAGGAGUCGGGGGCGGGGCUAAGCAGAAGCGGCGACAGCAGCAGAAGCGUCGCAGUGCUAACCUAUCAGGGUCCAGCCCUAACCUGGCUGCCCUCACUGCCCUGGCCAAGGGAGAGGGGACUGGGGCCAGUCGCAAGGGACAGAACCGCAAGUCCUGGAACAGCUAAGAGGAGAGGGUAGCGGGGUUGGGGUCAAAUUCCAUUUUUUCUCAAUGCUUCUCUAUGAGAGAAAUGAACUGAUUUGAAAUGGUAUUGAGCCCAACCCUGAAGGGUUGAACCAUAGGGAGAAGAGAGAUCUACAUACACUGAACAAAAAAUUUAAACACAACAAUUUCAAAGAUGUUUACACUUCUUAUAAUGAAAUCAGUCAAUUGAAGUGAAUUCAUUAGGUUCUUAAUCUAUGGAUUUCACAUGACUGGGAAUACAGUUAUGCAUCUGAUGGUCAGAUACCUUAAAAACAGUUUCAAAAUAAGUAGUGGUGUGGAUCAGAAAACCAGUCAACCAGCAGCGUAACACCUUGCACCCCACUGCUGGCUGACCUGUGAAGUCCUGGUCAGUCCCUGGAUGGGAGACCAGAUGCUACUGCAAGUGGUAUUGGGGGGCCAGUAGGAGGCACUCUUUCCUCUGGUCUAAAAAAAAUCCCAAUACAAGAGGGCAGUGAUUGGACACUGCUCUGUGUAGGGUGCCUUCUUUCGGAUGGGACGUUAAACGGGUGGAAGUCCUGGGCUGGCGUGGUUACACGUGGUCUGUGGUUGUGAGGCCGGUUGGACGUACUGCCAAAUUCUCUGAAAUGGCGUUGGAGACGGCUUAUGGUAGAGAAAUUAACACUCAAUUAUCUGGCAACAGCUCUGGUGGACCUUCCUGCAGUCAGCAUGCCAAUUGCACGCUCCUUCAACGUGAGACAUCUGUGGCAUUGUGUUGUGUGACGAAACUGCACAUUUUAGAGUGGCCUUUUAUUGUCCCCAGCACAAGGUGCACCUCUGUAAUGUACAUGCUGUUUAAUCAGCUUCUUGAUAUUCCACACCUGUCAGGUGGAUGGAUUAUCUUAGGAAAGGAUAAAUACUCACUAGCAGGAAUGUAAACAAAUUUGCACAAAAUUUCAGAGACUGGGUUCUUUUUAUUUCAACUUAUGAAACAUGGGACCGACACUUUACAUGUUGAUUUUAUAUUUUUGUUCAGUGCAGAAGUUCUGUCUCACUACUCCUGUACAAAGGUACCAGGGUCGGGUUAAAUUCAGUCAAUUCAGAAAGGACACUGAAAUUCCGAAUUAGAAUUUCGGUGUCCUUCCGGAAUUAAACUGGAAUUGAUCCCAACCCUGUUCGGUAGAGGUGCAGCUGAAAACCACAGGGACAUUUCAAGAGAUAAGAGAUGCACAUCUUGCUCAUUUUUAAAAGUCUAGCCACCGAUGGACAGAUAAGAGGAGAGGCCCAGUUUAUGAUGCUGCAUCAAUAUGCAAGUCCAUGUAUCCAGGCUUACAUUAUGUUAUUUCUGUUAGGUUUUUCUCUUUGCCUUACAAAGUCGUAUAGGGUCUCUCAGGUUCUCAUUAAAAUAACGAAUGUGGUUAAGUAAUGUCAUGACAUGUGCUUUCGGAAGCUUUGUUCACACUGCAGCUCUUAAUGCUCAAAUCAAUACUGACUGCAUUGUGUUACGUCCCUGCUACGCUCGUCCCUCGAUCUCAGUGCACACACCCGUCGUGCUAUACACAUGUCUCGAAUCGGAUGUGUGUUUUCAGACUGUUGUGAUUGGCUGACAUGGCUGCUCUGGUUGUCAAGGUAAUGUCAAGCGUGCGUGCGUUGCUGUAGGCUGAUUGGUGGUGGUGCUCGUGUUUCCUCUCACUCAGAAAGCUGUUGUGCAGCAAGCUAAGUUGACUGACAACAAUGCCUGCUAUGGAAGUCUCCCAGUUGUUUUGCUCAAAAUCAUCAUUGUGUGAGAACACUUACAAAGCCUCAAAGGAUAAGAUGAUCCACCUUCUCAAAACGAGUCGUUUUUGUCUGGCCACAGCGGUCAACCUAGGUAGCUGUUUAGUUUGUUGGCACAUAGUCAUUUGUUUGUAAACAAUUUAACAAGCUACUUAGCUACCACAAGUUUUUGUUGAAACUGUCAACAGAGUAGCAAGCAACAAGAUGUGCCACAUAAGUCUUAAAAACCACUUGAAGGAAAAUAAAUUAGAUUUGACUGUUCAGACAUAAGUCAUUGGCAGGAAUUCGAUUUUGUAUCUGAUUUCAAUUCACCUCGAAAUAUCUGAUUCCAUGCUUUUUAGGCGUUCCGACUGCAGGAAAGAAAAAAACAGAUUAAAAUCGGAUAUGCCUUUUAAAAAUUAAAAAAAGUGGAUUUGAGUCACUUCAAACUGCUAGUGUGAACAAGGCUUUAGUGGGUAUCAUUGUAUUGGAGUAUAGGGAUCAACCCCAAAUACGUGAUGUGAUGCCCAAUGGGUUGCUCUAACUAACAAGUAGUGCACCACCCAGUGGGGAAUAUGUGUACUGACAUUACCACAGUAGAACAGUAUGGCCCUUUUUUUUGUUAUGAGAUUCUGUUUUUUUUCUAAGGGGAAAUAUACUGUAUAUUUGAACUUCUGAACAAGUUUGUACUCUGUCCAUUUUGUAAUAAUACUACUGAAACUCUGCUAGGUUUUAUCAUUCUGUGUAUCUGUUUGGUAAAAGUGUGAUUUGGGGAUAAUAUUGGGAGGGGAAGAAUGCAGACCUGGGAGAAUCAGAAUGAAGUCAAUGGAUGAAGAGCUCUGCAAUGGUUUAGACAUUGGACACCGGGCUUGUUUUUUUAAAUUAUAUGUUUGAAAAUGUUUUUAUACUUGUGCUAUUCAAUCUGAUCUGACUAUGAAUGUUUUAAGACUGACAAUUAAAAAGAUGUACUAUAGAGGAAGAGACAAAUCUACAUGAUUUUGUUUUAUAUCAAUAUGGUGUUACAAUAAACUUCACUGUGGAUACAUCUGUACCAAG
This is a messenger RNA of Oncorhynchus kisutch (coho salmon), 10496 nucleotides long. RefSeq names its product kinesin-like protein KIF13B. Lineage: Eukaryota; Metazoa; Chordata; Actinopteri; Salmoniformes; Salmonidae. The record is from RefSeq and is a predicted model, not a curated record. Gene Ontology annotation, molecular function: microtubule binding; ATP binding; microtubule motor activity. The transcript is spliced from 41 exons. Gene Ontology annotation, biological process: microtubule-based movement. Bases 586 to 7710 code for a protein of 2374 amino acids.